CUUUAUAUGUUACAAAUAAAUCUUUGUGUUUUUUCUUUUUCUUGGGGCCUGACAUAAAGAUUUUUUGGUGAAUGGAUGUCUGGCGUGGAAAGCAGGGAGAGUGGGUUCUGAUCUCAGAAUUACCUUAGGCAAGAGAAGAAGAAGAAGAAGAAGAAGAAGAAACUCACUUAGGCUACUUCUGGCAACUGGGUGUCUCAAAUUCUUGUUGUGAGUUUCUUUCAGUUCAAUGACAACAAGAAGAGGAAUUGCUAUACACUUUCUGUUUUUCUUCUGGUUUUGGGCUUCUCCUGCAAAUGGGUUGCUUUCUCCUAAAGGUGUAAACUAUGAAGUUCAAGCCUUAAUGGCUAUAAAGGCUUCCCUUCAUGAUCCUCACGGGAUUCUGGAUAAUUGGGAUGGGAAUGCUGUUGAUCCAUGUAGCUGGACUAUGGUUACCUGUAAUCCUGAUGGCCUGGUUAUUGGCCUUGGUGCUCCAAGCCAGAAUUUAUCUGGAACUCUGUCUCCAAGCAUAGGAAACUUAACAAAUCUUCAGAUUGUGCUCUUACAAAACAAUAACAUAACAGGACCAAUUCCUUCAGAGUUGGGAAGGCUCUUGAUGCUUCGCACGCUUGAUCUUUCCAGUAAUUCCUUGUCUGGAGACGUUCCUUCCUCCCUAGGCAACCUAAGAAGUCUCCAGUAUAUGAGGCUCAACAAUAACACUCUAUCUGGAGCGUUUCCCUUGACCUUGGCUAACAUGACACAGCUUACCUUUCUUGAUUUGUCCUACAAUAAUCUGAGUGGUCCUGUGCCCAGAAUUGCUGCUAAAACAUUCAGCAUUGUUGGGAAUCGUCUAAUCUGUGCAACAGGAUCUGAACCAGAAUGUCAUGGAUCUAUACUGAUGCCAAUGUCCAUGAAUUUGAACAACUCACAGACUGCUUUGCCUUCAGGAAGACCUAAAAGCCACAAGCUUGCCAUAGCCUUUGGCUUGAGCAUAGGGAGUGUCUCCCUUCUCAUUCUUGUAUUUGGAUUACUAAUUUGGUGGAGGCAAAGGUGGAAUGAACAGAUGUUCUUUGAUGUUAAAGACCGGCAUCAUGAAGAAGUUUCUCUUGGAAACUUGAAAAGGUUCCAGUUUAGGGAACUUCAGAUUGCAACAAAUAAUUUCAGCAGCAAGAAUAUACUAGGGAAGGGAGGGUUUGGAAAUGUCUACAAAGGGUUUCUGCAAGAUGGAACAAUAGUAGCAGUUAAGAGGCUUAAAGAUGGUAGUGCUGCUGGAGGAGAGAUUCAGUUCCAGACUGAAGUGGAGUUAAUCAGCCUUGCAGUGCACCGGAAUCUCCUGAGGCUUUAUGGAUUUUGUAUUACACCUACAGAGAAGCUUCUUGUUUAUCCAUACAUGUCUAAUGGCAGUGUUGCCUCACGUCUCAAAGGAAAACCAGUAUUGGAUUGGGGCACAAGGAAGAGAAUUGCCUUAGGAACUGCAAGGGGACUAUUGUACCUCCAUGAGCAAUGUGAUCCAAAGAUAAUUCAUAGGGAUGUAAAGGCAGCAAAUAUAUUGCUAGACGAAUCCUGGGAGGCUGUGGUAGGAGAUUUUGGAUUGGCAAAGCUUUUGGAUCACCAAGACUCACAUGUCACAACAGCUGUGAGAGGCACUGUGGGGCAUAUAGCACCUGAGUAUCUCUCCACAGGCCAAUCUUCUGAGAAGACAGAUGUGUUUGGAUUUGGAAUUCUCCUACUUGAAUUAAUCACAGGCCAGAGAGCGCUAGAAUUUGGCAAGGCUGCCAACCAGAAAGGAGCAAUGCUUGACUGGGUGAGGAAAAUCCACCAGGAGAAGAAGCUAGAAAUGCUAGUGGACAAGGAUCUUAAAAACAACUUUGACAGAAUUGAAUUACAAGAGAUGGUUCAAGUAGCUUUGCUCUGCACCCAAUACCUUCCAGUCCAUCGACCAAAGAUGUCAGAAGUGGUUCGGAUGCUUGAAGGUGAUGGUCUGGCAGAAAGAUGGGAAGCUUCCCAGAGAGCUGAAGCAACCAAGAAGCCUCAUGAAUUCUCCUCAUCAGAUCGAUACUCUGAUCUCACUGAUGACUCUUCCUUGCUAGUCCAAGCCAUGGAGCUCUCUGGUCCAAGGUGAAUUUUAUCAAAACUCUAUUAUCAUUCUUUUCCAUUCCAAAGUGAGGCAAGAACAUUGAGAAAACAAGAUAUAGUUGAAGUAUUCCAAAAUGGAUGAGUUUGUAUCAUAGUGGCAUAGUAGACCGGUAGACCCCCAUAAGGCUUUGAUUUUUCUUUCUCUUCUGCUUCUGAUUUUAUCCCAACUGUACAGCUUAUUACCAUCUAAGUAGAGAUUUACAGCUUAUUACUAUCUAAGGAGAGAUUUUAGAAUGGAGAAGUUCCCAUGUCCAGUAAUGUCUAUUGAGCAAAAAUCUACAAGGGUUGUUCAUUUGAAAUUUUGUGUAAGAGUAAGAUCAAUGAUAUGUAGGCUUGAUUCUCAAAUAUAAUUUUGAGGCAUUAGAAAUUAUGUUACAUUUGUAGCUGCCUUUUCAAGUACAUUAACUUUGUCUGUCAUCUGUAUUGUGAUCAAGAAAUAAAGAAGCAUACAGACU
This is a messenger RNA of Rubroshorea leprosula, 2567 nucleotides long. The record is from the annotation of a GenBank genome assembly. Lineage: Eukaryota; Viridiplantae; Streptophyta; Magnoliopsida; Malvales; Dipterocarpaceae.